AGCUCAUCGCAGGUGGCGGCAAGGCUCACGUAUGGUCUUGACAGUCUACCUUUCGUGAAAUGCGAGUGUGAGUGUCUGUGAAGAAUGAAUAAUAGCAUUUGCAACAUAAGCUUCGUUAGGAGUUGAUUAGUGUUUGAACCGGGAUAUAAAUUAAACUGUGAUUACUGUAUUCGUACCACAUGCUAAAUAUAGCUUAAAAUCUGACAUCUAUGGACAACCUAAGUUCAGACUGCCUGUCCGUCCCAUCAAAGUGCCUUGUGCACUAAGUAUCCGCAGUGUGCUUCGAGGCUUUCUAUUGUUAGACGUCUUAAUGUUGGUCCACGCCAGUAGGUCUAUGGGUUAAUCCAGAUACUCCAGGCAACCAGACAAGUAACAACCUAAUCACCUCACAUAGCUUUCAUUUUUGCCAUGUGACUUGACAACACACAGUACAAUACUCUGUCUUUUGUCUUUGCCACUAGUGACUUCGUAACGCUAAGUAUUCCGACUAUACGGACCAUGGUUUGGCAAGCUGACAGAGUGAUUUUCUCCGAACUUGGUGUAGUCUACGGUUGUGUUAUCAUCCCUGUUCUCUGUCCCUGCAGUGGUCAUGAUCGCAUGGUAGAAGUGUGCAAUAGGAUGAUCAAACUCAGUGAUAUGCAGUCACUACAUGCUUUCACCUACCUUAGUACUGACUCAGUCAUAGAUAUCGUAAAACCUAGUGUGUCUCGAUUCGAGUUAUCACACUACAUCAGCAUCGUGAGAUAAUAUUAUCAUAUAAGUCCCAGAGUAGUACAAGUGAUAACUUUCAAUAGCAACAGAAGAGGUACAAACCAAGAAAGUAAAUUUCAGUAUUCAGGGUCUGAGGACAUGAAGAAUAGGCCCGCCUUUACCAUUUUUGACGAUUUCGAGCCAUGCUACUCAAAGUCUUAACUCGUCGGUUACGACUCGCGAAAAUCGCAACAUGUUUGUCUAUGCCUACUUACAUGACAGCCGAAAAGUCAGUGACAGGCUGAUGCUGUCCUCGUUUGGUCGCUCCCAGCUUUCACCCUACUCAUAUAACAAAUAUCGCUCUCCAAGGUAGGAGGUGGUAGGGCGUAUGCAACGGAUGUCCAGUUAACUUUGAGCGUUGACAAUAUGCUGCUUCAUUCCUCUCUGGCAUUGCUGUUAUUUCGAGAUACCAUUUCACUUUGGUUGUAUGACAGUAUUUGUGCCAGAUCAACAUGACAGACUUGCGACUCGGUGAUCCGUUUGAUCGCUUACCACUUGUAGUUUCCUUUUGCCUUACUCUACGUUUAAAAGCCGCAGCCAUGGUACUAAAAGUUUACAGAUUAUAUGUGCAACAUCUGUUUGUACUCGAUCUGGAUUCUUGUUACAUCCCUUGUGACGCAUGGCCAACGGUAAGUCAACAGCGAUUGACAUGGGUUUAAAACUCAAAUCUUACCAUUGGUCUUGUCUUGGUAGUUCGUGAGUUGGCUUCUCCUCCACGACGAUCUCGUAUGGUAUUGUUUACAACUGCCUAUUCCCUUCAAAGCUAAUUUUUUACUGUCUUGUUUAAUCCCAAAUAUUCAAUCCCUAAAGUUUGGUUAAGUACAUCCACUUUCGGGUCACCGAAGAUGACUAUAAUUCUUUAACAGUCUGUCGUCAGCUAGUUGAUAAAUCAUUGACGUUUUGUGGUUUCAAAUUCCUCUCACGCCAAUCGAAAAUGCACUGAAAUGGUACGUUCUAGCAACGAGUUCUAAAAGGAGUAGAAUCAUAGUUUGUUAUUGAUUCAGAAUAAUUUGAAUCCUGGUUGUGAUCGGCAAAAAAUUGGAUAUAGUUAUUAUUUGAUGUUAAGAUGUUUCAGGAACAAAGUUAAGACCGACGGAAUAAGAAUAACAUCCAGGGAGUUGUUUUUUCCUUGUACGACAGACGAAUAUUUCAAAACUAACAGUUUAUCCUACCUGAGAUAACUUGUCAGUUACAUUAAUACCUCAUCAGCAAGUAAAGUUAAUUGUUCCAUCCCGUUCGCUCUAUGGCAAUAGGUUACUAUUUUAACAUUAAUUAAAACAGACCCGUUGUGAAAUUUUUCCUGUAGCCAUCAUGAAGUUACCAAUAAUAUUUCCUCACUCCUCUAUUUUGCUAGUUUUGUCUAACCAGAGUGUCGAAACGAAAGUCCUGUUGACUGGACACCGUUCUUCGAGUAUGCUUUUUCCUGAUACUGGCUAAGAACGCUUAUCAUGAAUGCAUCAACUCAUGCUAAAAAAUAACCGCCGUUUGGUAAUGUCAUGGAAAUACAUGUCAUUUAAAUUUUAAUGGGUUACAAAGUUUAGUUUCAAGUUGCUCUUAUCCAUUGCGGUCGUCGGCCCCUGUUUAAUUAACUAUGUAAAUUUGUAGGACUUCGAACAAACUGCAUACGUUCGAGUAGUGCUAAGCAGAGCUUUAUCAUAGAUAACUUAUUGACAGUUAAUCAUUGCAUAGUAUUGAUACAAAGUGACAUGAUGAUAAUCAUGAGUGUCUUAUGAACUCGUCGGUGUGUUGUUCGUUUCUGAAUUAAUUAUUGUUCUUGUUUUUUAGCGAUAUGGAUCCUGCCUCCAUUUUUGAGGAUGCACUUAAAGGUCUUGCAACUAAGGAUUUCGAUAACGGAAAUGCUAAACCAUGUGACAGUCUACAAACGUCAGUUAAUGGUUCUAGUGACUUUCUAAAACCUGAAUCUUACAUCACGUAUCCCGACAAUCCACAAUUACCUUCCAUACAAAAUACUCAGAAGGCUUCAGAAGAAGCUCCUAGUGCUUCUCAAAAUGACAUCAUUCUCAGUGCUCUCAUAAAUGCUGGGAUUGCUCCAUCCUCUUUAAAACCUCAAGAAGUUUACUCUAAUACUCCUUCAGUUUCAGUUACUGUGAAUCCAAACGUCAAAGUUCUCAAUGCUCAAGGUACUACCAUACUGAGGGUUGUUCCAUCAGGAAAUGGCAGCAAUUCACCAGUUCAGCAAGCAUAUCCUCCUCGAAUGGCUAGUCAGUUGUUAAAGAAGCCUUCUGAUAAUGGUCUUACAAUGUCUGGAAUUACUCACAUGCCAAAUAUCAUACGGAAAAGGCCUCCUUCGCUUGUCGAAACUAGUCAGCCUUUUUCGAAAAUCAGACGUGUACUUAACCAUGGCACAGUAGAUAAAGACGUUAACCAUCAGAUCACAGCAUUUUCUGGUAUGAGUACUGUCCCAACUAGCUCAAGUAAAUGGUAUGAGGCUCCUAAUGUUUCACGACCAUCCUUGCCUCCUCACUGCGUUCGGGUACCUAGUCAUACUCAAAUGACUCCCAGAUCAUACCCGUUGAUAAAACGAGAUGAAGAUAUGGAUGAAGAUGAAGAUUUAGCUCAAGCUGAAACGUAUGCUGACUAUAUUCCGUCAAAACUGAAUUAUGGACAAAAGCAUCCAGAUCCUGUUGUCGAGUCGAGUUCCUUGUCCAGUGUCUCUCCUCCAGAUAUUCAUUAUCGCCUGAUUCUUCCGGAUGAAGUUAUCGAGCGGGCGUAUCUUUCAGCUUUGCAACUGGAAGCAGUGGUGUACGCCUGUCAACGUCAUGAGUGUAUCUUACCGAAUGGUCAACGUGCUGGGUUUUUAAUUGGCGACGGGGCAGGUGUGGGAAAAGGUCGCACCAUUGCCGGAAUAUUAUAUGAAAAUUAUUUACGACAUCGUAAGAAGGCCAUUUGGCUCUCAGUUUCAAAUGAUUUGAAGGUCGAUGCUGAACGCGAUCUGCGUGACGUGGGCUUGGGAAAGAUCAAGGUUCAUUCCUUAAACAAGUUUAAAUAUGCUCGUAUUUCUGGUAAAACUAAUGGACGUGUAAAAAAAGGUGUUAUUUUUUCUACUUAUUCUUCAUUGAUUGGUGAAAGUCAAGGUAGUGCAAAAGCAAAAUAUAAAACUCGAUUAAAACAACUUGUUCAUUGGUGUGGGAAAAAAUUCGAUGGUGUUAUUGUGUUUGACGAAUGUCAUCGAGCUAAAAAUUUAACUCCUAGUGGUUCUCAAAAACCUACAAAAACCGGUCUAACUGUACUUGAAUUACAAAACAAACUACCAAAUGCUCGGAUUGUUUAUGCCAGUGCAACAGGUGCCACUGAACCCCGUAACAUGGCUUAUAUGACGCGUCUGGGACUGUGGGGUGAUGGGACGCCAUUUAAAACAUUUAAUUCAUUCAUCCAAACACUUGAGCGACGGGGUGUUGGUGCUAUGGAAUUGGUUGCUAUGGACAUGAAACUACGUGGAAUGUAUAUUGCACGGCAGCUCAGUUUUCAUGGUGUGAAUUUCAGCAUUAAUGAAGUACUAAUAGAGAACGUCAAAUUAGGCCAUGAAAGCUUUAUUCAUGUAUAUAAUCAGUCAACUGACCUGUGGGUGUAUGCAUAUCGCUUCUUCUCAGAAGCGUCGCGUUUAUUAGAUCUAAGUGAUCGUUAUCGUAAAACUAUGUGGGGACAGUUUUGGUCUGCUCACCAACGAUUUUUCAAGUAUCUUUGUAUUGCUGCCAAAGUGGAAAAAUGUGUUGAAAUUGCUAAAACUGCUGUUGAUGAGGGUAAAUGUGUUGUCAUUGGUCUUCAGUCUACUGGUGAGGCCAAAACUCUAGAACAAGUUGAAGAAUAUGGUUUAGAUUUAGGUGAAUUCGUCUCAACUGCUAAGGGCGUGUUCCAGUGUCUGGUUGAAAAGUAUUUUCCAACACCAACAAAUGUUGAUAAUUUCUCUCUUCGAGGGGAUAAACUAGCAUCGGCAGGUGAUCGCAGCUCUAAUACAACUCUCAAUAGAGCAGGACGCGCAAUAGCUGCUGGUCAAGGAAGUGGUCUUGGUUUGAAAGAUAUUUUGGGUGAAAAAAUGCUUGCAAAGCUAGUUGCUGGUGGUAGUUUAUCUGGAUCGAAAUUAAAUGAUGAUUAUGAAAAUUCCAGUAAAGUUGACGGUGUAGGAUCUGAUUCUGAUGACGAUGAUGGUAAUGAACAUUCUGAUGAGUCAGAUGAUGAUGAUUCUGAUUUGAAUAAUCCUCAAAAAGCUAAUGGCUGUAACCUAUCAGAUGGAAAUUCAUCAUCUGAUUAUUACGAUUCAGACCUGGAAGUGAAUUCACCAAACAACAAUUCCAGUCGAAAUAGAUCAAAAAAGUCGGAUUCUUCUAAAAAGCAGUCUCAUUCUGGCAAACGUAAACAAAAGUAUAACCGAGCUGGUGGUUCACCGAAUUGCUUGUCAGAUGAUUCGGACGAAGAUUGGGAUCCAGACGCGCUAUUUGACAGCUUUCUAGCUCGCAACAUGACUCUGUCCAAUUCGACCACUAACAGUGAUACAACCAAGCGAUUCGAUGACAGCAAGCACUUUGGAGAUGAUAUUUGGGGUGAUGAGUUGACUCGUAAAUUAUCACAACAGUAUCUUAUGGGUCGCGGUUCAGGUGCAGCUAAUCAGUCGCUGAUUGCUAACAAUGAACUGAAGGUCUCUCCCGAAGAAGCUAAACGGCAAUGUACUGAAAUGCAAAGUUUACUUUUGCGUUUCAUUGAAAAGCUUGGUCCAAAGUUACCUCCCAGCUCCCUUGAUGAGUUGAUUGACAAAUUGGGUGGACCCUCACGGGUUGCUGAGAUGACAGGUAGAAAGGGUCGUAUGGUGAUGGGGGAUGAUGGCCGCGUUUCUUAUGAAUCUCGUCGUGAAAGUGAUGUCAAUUUAGAACUACUUAAUCUUACAGAAAAACAACGCUUCAUGAAUGGCGAGAAACUCAUUGCUAUUAUCUCUGAGGCAGCCAGUAGUGGUAUCUCUCUUCAGGCGGACCGAAGGGCAUCUAAUCAACGCCGACGUGUUCACAUUACAUUGGAACUUCCGUGGAGUGCAGAUCGCGCAGUUCAACAGUUCGGUCGUACACACCGAUCCAACCAGGUUAGCGCUCCAAAAUAUAUCUUUCUGAUUUCCAAUUUGGCUGGUGAGCAGCGUUUCGCCUCUACAGUUGCUAAACGUUUGGAGUCUCUUGGUGCUCUGACACAUGGUGAUAGACGAGCUACAGAAACACGUGAUUUGUCGCAGUUCAAUCUGGAUACUAAACUCGGACGAGAAGCUUUAGAGUUAGUAUUACGUGCUUGUAUUUGGGGCGAUGAGGGCAUAGUUGAUCCUCCAAACGACUAUAUAACUGACACGCCUUUUGACGUUACUGUCGAUCGGGACAAUUUAAAUGCUCAGUCUUUUUUUAACGAUGUUAAAGCAAGUUUACAGGGUGUAGGUUUGGCUACUGGUCGAUGUCGUGAAAAGGAUAGUAAUCAAAUGUCUAAAUUUUUGAACCGCAUUUUAGGUAUACGUGUUCAUAUUCAAAAUGCACUCUUUCAAUACUUUUCGGACACAUUAGAAGAAGUUACCAGACGUGCUAAACGUGAUAAUCGUCUGGAUCUCGGAAUUUUGGAUCUUGGUACUUCUGGUCAGAAUUUGGAAAUAACAUGGACCAAAAGUUUUGAUACGUGGUUUUUAUCAGAAUCUACUCAAGUUCAUUUACACAAAGUAACUGCUGAACGCGGAUUACCAUGGUCGGGUGCUAUGGAAAUAUACACUCAGCAUGAUGGUGUAAAUGACGGUUUUUAUUUGCCCUCGGUUAUUAGUAACAAUAAAAUUGUUAUACCUGUUCUAGCUGUUUAUGUGAAAACUCGUACUACGCGAUCGACCAGUAAAUCCGAUUCGAAAUUAUAUCGUAUCUAUCGACCAAAUACUGGUAUGCAGGCACGACCAAUUGAACUCGAAAAGUUACAGGAACGAUAUACUCGCGUUUCUAAUCCUUCAGAUUGUCAAGAGCCUUGGAGCCGGAUAUUUAAAGAAAGUGCUAGACGUUGCAUUCAUAUGUUACUUCAUGGGUUUUGUUCAUCAACUAUCCAAAGUCGAACAUUAUGUGAAGUCGGUUUACGAACGCGUAAUUACUAUGUUCUUAGCGGGUCAGUGUUAAAUGUAUGGGCUAGAAUUGAACCUUUUCUUCAGCUGCGUUCAAAUUCUACUCGUUGUAUGCAAGUUGUACGUCUCAAGUCAAAGGAUGGGAAACGUAUUAUUGGAUCCCUUAUCCCUCAAGAAUGCGUCCAGGAUGUUUUGGCUUGCUUGUCACUACCUCCUGAAACAGAGCACACAUCUUCUAGUGAUAACUUGGAUAAAAAGUGUGGUUUGCCUCACAUGGAAGAAUCUUCAGGAAUUUCAAAUAAUUUUAAUUUAUCACCUCAUAUUCCGAACGUUCCUUGGCCUAGAGGUCAAACAUUCAAUGUAAACCCAACUCAACAAUCUAGAUUAUACAGUGGUCGUCCACCUUCAUUUAUAAAUCAACGACCCAGUAAUAUUAUACGAAAAAAGAUCCCACCUCAUAAUCCUGGAAAUACGUACCGUGGUUCAUUGUUUACUCAGAGUUCAUCUGAACAACGUCGUUUUGGCACACUACGAGAAACUUUAACCACUGAUUUAAAUUAUAUACCAAGUCAUUCCAAUGGUUAUCUAUCUACUACAUUAUCACAAUCUCAUGUAUUCAAUUCUUCUAAAAGUAUGAGUCCAAUGUACUCGAACACUUCUAUACACAAUUUUGGAUCUACUCGUUUAAAUUCUAAUACAAAAAUGGGUAGUCGAUUAAAUGCUGCUCUAUCAUUACCAUUACUCUCUGAUAAUCCUAAUAUUCAAUAUCAAACAUCAUGUAGUAGUAGUAGUACUACUACUACUACUACUAGUAAUACUAAUUAUUCUUCCACAUUAACUAAUCGUAUCAAUGAUAUACCAUUAUCUAAUAUUUCAUCUGUUAAUAAUAAUAAUAAUACAAUUAUUCCUUCUAAUUUCUCAACGAAUACAAUGAAUAAUGUUAAGAACCCUUCAAAUAAAGUGACACGUUUCAAAAUAAAAUGGAAAGAUAAUUAAAGAGUAUAUUCCAUGAUUAUGAUAGUCUUUCUAUUAUUACUUUGUAAAGUCAAUCUCUGUUUGUACUUUCUUACUUACCCUUUUAAAUGAGACAGAGAGAGAAAGAAAGAAAGAAAGAAAGAGAGAGACAGAGAGAGAGAGAGUAUAUGAUUAUGAUAAUGAAUUUAUCAUAUAAAACUAAAGAUUUUCUUUCUUUUUUUCUUUUUCUUUUUUUUUCAUCAUUUAGUUUAUUGAAUUAUUUUUCUACUAAACAUUUCACUGGUGUCAAUAAUUAAUUUUUAGAUAAUAAUUUUGUGUAAAAAAAGAGAGAGAGAAAAAAAAGAAAAGAAAAAAAGAGGAUUAUUCCUUCUUUCAUCACAUGAAUUCAAUUGUCAUGUGUGUUCUGUAUAAUGAAUCAAUCUAUGAUGUAAUCAUCUCUCCCUUCUUCUUCUUCUUCUUCGUCGUUGUUGUUGUCGUUAUUUUCUUCUUAUUUACUUAUCUACUUUACGCCUGUUACUUUCAAUAGAGUAUAGUCAGUCAGUCCAUUGACAAAUAUUCUUCAACCUUAUUCAUAUUGUCCUGGAUCAUUUUUCUUUCUUCCUUCCUUAUUCUAUCCCAAUAGUUGUUUAUUUCUUUUUGUUCAUAACAGUUUUAUUUGUAUAUAGUCCAUUUUUUGUUUUCCUUAUAAAAACAAGAAAAAGAAAAAAGGUUUGUCAAAUGUGAAGAUAUUUGAUGUUCUAUUUUUUUGUUGUUGUUGUUGCUGACUACCUCUUUGAAAAGACAUGAUAGUUACUGUAUGUUUGAAUUGUGAACAAUCAUUUCUUGCUUUCUUUCUUGUCUUUUCAAUCUUUGAUUUCUCUUAGUGUAUUAUUGCAUCUAUCUGAAUGAACUUUUGUUGUUCUUCUCUUUUCUAUUCCUGACCAAUUGAACUUAGUCGAUAUUCUGUGUAUGGUACUUGUAGAAGAUAUAAUCAAUUUGUAUUUGUUUCUUAUUUCAGAUGAAUAAAAACAAUAAAUAUCUUUCUAUAAUAGUUAC
Messenger RNA from Schistosoma bovis, 8839 nucleotides. Lineage: Eukaryota; Metazoa; Platyhelminthes; Trematoda; Strigeidida; Schistosomatidae. The record is from the annotation of a GenBank genome assembly.